AUGACUACCUUGAGUCUAGAAGCCUGGAUAUGGAUCACACAAUGUGCCGGGAAAACUUGCAAAUUCUUCGCAUUUCCUACCAACUUGCCGCGCCUACCUACCGGCAACUCUUUACUUGCAGAAGCCCAUGAAGCACCCUAUCGGUCUAGGAAAUCCCAGCAGCAAUCAUACGAUCAGCAUGUGGAAAAAUUUCGCCAUGCGUGGCGAAAGAAAGAAAAUCCAGCCGCAGGGCUUGCAGAUGGAUGCAGUGGGAUAUGCAGCGGCUUCCGAAAAGGAUGUCCGGCGUUGUAG
This is a messenger RNA of Botrytis sinoallii, 291 nucleotides long. RefSeq lists its product as uncharacterized. The record is from RefSeq and is a predicted model, not a curated record. Lineage: Eukaryota; Fungi; Ascomycota; Leotiomycetes; Helotiales; Sclerotiniaceae. Bases 1 to 291 code for a protein of 96 amino acids. The transcript has 2 exons.